This is a messenger RNA of Xenopus tropicalis (tropical clawed frog), 1600 nucleotides long. It is a transcript of the gene ptar1, whose product is annotated as protein prenyltransferase alpha subunit repeat containing 1. The record is from RefSeq and is marked provisional. NCBI's taxonomy places the organism in Eukaryota, Metazoa, Chordata, Amphibia, Anura, Pipidae. Gene Ontology annotation, molecular function: protein prenyltransferase activity; prenyltransferase activity; transferase activity.
AGCCUCGGAGAUGGCGGAGUGGAAGGAGGAGGUGGAGGUGCUGGUCCAGCGAGUGGUGAAGGACAUCACUGGUGCCUUCCGCAGGAACCCCAACAUAGAUGAAAUCGGAUUAAUCCCAUGCCCUGAGGCGAAGUAUAAUCGUAGCCCUAUAGUUUUGGUAGAGAACAAGCUGGGUGUGGAGAGCUGGUGCAUCAAGUUUCUGCUUCCAUAUGUACACAAUAAGCUUCUCCUUUACCGCCAGAAAAAACUUUGGCUUAACAGGGAUGAGUUGAUCGAUGUUACCUGCACGCUGCUUCUGCUGAACCCAGAUUUUACUACAGCAUGGAAUGUAAGGAAAGAGUUAAUACAGUCUGGAACCUUGAACCCAGUUAAAGAUUUACAGCUUGGAAAACUGGCAUUGACUAAGUUUCCAAAAAGCCCUGAGACAUGGAUCCACAGGCGCUGGGUAUUGCAACGUCUUGUGCAGGAAUUAGUUGUGGCUGCUGUUGUGGGCAAGGAUGCCACCCAUCCUGAGACCUCUGAGAGGAUUCAAGCAAUUGUGCAAGAAGAAAUGCAUGUUUGCUGUGAGGCUGCUGGAAGAUACCCAAGUAACUACAAUUCCUGGUCCCAUCGUAUCUGGGUUGUACAGCACCUUGGAAAUUUAAAUGCUAAGCUCCUGAUCGAUGAGCUGUCUUCCACCAAACACUGGGUUUCCAUGCAUGUUUCAGACCACAGUGGAUUCCACUAUCGUCAGUUCCUGCUAAAGUCUUUACUGAGUAAAACACUAAAGGACUCUGAUAAUGUCACAGAACUGCUUGUAAAUGAGGAAAAUCUAUGUCUUCCACGGGAAGAGGAGGCCAACUGGAACCAAAUAUGUUUUGAUCUUCCCUUUUUAUUAGAAGAAGAAAUGGAACUCAACAGAGAGCUUGUUGAUUCCUAUCCUGGGCAUGAAACAUUGUGGUGCCAUAGGCGCCAGAUAUUCAACGUGAUUCAUCAGCUACUCCUUGAACAAAGUCAAUCAGCCACUCCACAACCUACAAGUGGGAGCAUCACCGAUGGCAGUGGGAACAUUUCACAUUUGAGCACCCCCUUCCAGAGCUAUGUCAAUAACCCUAUGGAUAUAGAUGGAAUGAGCGAUCCCAACAAACAGGGCUACACCCAGGAAACAAAACGCCUAAAACGUGCUCCUGUACAAGACUCUCUUAACUUUGAUUCUGAGCUCAGGUUUAUCAACUGUGUCUUAACCAACUGCUGUAGCCCUGAGCAGUCCAGAUUUGCUGCUUCAUACAGGAAAUGGCUACUCUCUUUGCAAGGUCACUAACAAGGCAAACUUUGGAUUAUAUAUAGUGCAAUAUUAUUUUGGCAUGCCAUGGUUGAACACUUUGUAACCAUGUGCUCCUCACUAAUGAGGAUAUCUACUGCUGAAGGGGAAGGAUUAGAAUUUUGUCAGUGUUUUUCUUUUAUUUAUUUUUUAGACAGUAAUUUCAUCCCUAUAACUAUUUCUAAAAUUGCAUAUAAAUCAUAUUAUUUCAGAAUGUUAUACUUAUUUUUAGAAAUCAUUCAUGCAAUACCCUUUGUGUUCAACUGGAACUAUGUUACAUAAACAAGUUAUUUUAUUUGA